AUGGUCAAAUAUGGUACUUAUUCUGGUACCUUAACUUUAAACCAGAAUGAAAGUCAAAGGAGUAGCGAGAAGAACAAUAAUGAUAAUAUUCCACAACAUCCUGAUGAACUAAAUCAAGAAGAGGCUACCAAUCUUAUACCGGACAAGUAUAUAUCACAACUACAGCCACACACUAUUCUUCUGAAAGAUGGAGAAACAGUAGCAACGAUGUAUCCUAUACCUGCAUAUUCAGAAUGUUUACCCUAUGAAUUAUUGACAUUUCUAUUAGAUGAAUUCAAUAUGGAAAUUGAAAAAGGUGAUAGUUUCCCCUAUUACGAAACAUUAACUUUGGAAGAAUUUAAAGAAGUUUGGUUCCAUAAGGGUGCAUAUAUAUGUGUGAUGGUUCUGGGUGAGAUACCUGAGUUAGAUUAUGGUAUAGAAAAUGAUCUAUCUGUUCUAGAGAAUAAUUAUGGAACAGAUAUUGAUACAAUGAGGCAAACUUCUCAGUAUAAAGUACGAAAACAGACAAGAAAUUUGAACUUGAAUAUACAAUGGGAAAAACAAUGUUUAGGAAUAUUUGCAUUACAACCUGCAUAUCCUGGUAGAUCAUCACAUGUAGUUACGGGAACAUUUUUAGUUAAUGCUGGGAUUCGUGGUAAAGGAAUUGGGAAGACCCUAGUAGAGACAUUUGUUGAAUGGGCUCAGAGGUUGGGGUACACCUCAUCAUGUUUCCCAUUGAUUUAUGGUACGAAUGUUGGAAUUCGUCGAAUAUUAGAAGGACUGAAUUUUAAAAGAAUUGGGAAACUACCCGAAUCUGCUAUUUUGAAAGGAUUCGAUGUUCCAGUAGAUUCCUUCAUUUAUGGGAAAGAAUUUGCACAUAUUUCCAAAAGCAUCGACUUGUUGAGAGACCCUCAAAGGAGCAUUGAACUUGCGAAAUAUGAACGAUUGAUUUAUUAUUUAGAUACUGGGAAAUACCCAGCACAUUGUGAUAGAAAUGAAAAGGCAAGAUUGCGUGUGACUGGAAAGUCUUAUAGUUUAAUUAAUGGGAAAUUAAUGACGAGAGGUCGUGAAGUUGUAUAUGAUUUAGACAAACAAAGGCAGGUAGCAUUAGAUUUCCACAACGUCGACCAUCAAGGAAUUAAUAAAGUUACUACCAAAAUUGCCGAACAGUAUCAUUGGAAAGGAAUUAAAAACACUGUAUCUGAAGUCAUACAAGAAUGUGCUAAGUGUAAACUAAGGUAUCAAGAUGGGACAGGAGUCAUAGUAACACAGUCAGAACAUGUACCUCAAGCCCGCAUGUUGCCGAAUAAUCAUAUUCCGAUUGAUCCCAGUUUGAGUAUGACUGGCGAACCAAAUGUUCAGUACAGACAUAAUAACGACGAUGAUAAUAACCAUAAUAAUCAACUUUCUCAAAUGGCAGCGGCCGUUGUAGGUUCUUUAACUAGUGCGCAAGAAGAUGAACCUACUCCCCCAGAUCCAGAGGAACUACAAGUUAGGAAAAGUAGUAAUAAUAUAAAUAACACUUCGUUACUUCAGAGACUAAGAUUCGAUGAUAAUAAUAAAACAUAUCAUUCGGUCAAACAAACGGUGAACAGUAAUACGAAUUCACUAAAUUCUUUCAAUCAUUUUGUCACUGAGGAUCAAGAUAGAAGGAAAAGACGAUAUACAAAUGGCGCACCUGACUCUUUAUUAACUGAUGCAAAUAAUAUGGGAAUAACUAACAGUGAAGGGACGAGGGACAUAUUUCAAGAAUCUAGUAAAGGUACUUUCAGAACUAAAAAAAGUAGAAAAAAUACCGAAAAUAAUACCAAUAAUAGGUUACAUGCUCCCACUAACUCCAUUAAUAAUAAUAAUAAUAACAAUAACAACAAUGAAACAUUGGCCGAACUUUUAAAUCCAUCUAAUAAUAACGUUAUGAACCAGGCAAUGUUACACUUUGAAGACAAUGUUAUGGCAGCUAUAGAGAUGGUACAAAAUGAACAAACCUCAAACGCUAAUAACGACAAGAAAAAGGAUGGUGGUGCAACACAUCAAAGUCUUCAUGAUAGUAUUAAUAACAUGGCAGCUAAUAGUUCGAAACCGUCGCAAGGAGGAGAACUGCCGACACCUUUUUAUGAUAUGUUCCACUUUGACGAGUAUAAUGAAGAUGAAGACGAAGAUUAUAAUGAAGAUGUAGACAACCAAAUUGGAGAAGUAGAAGAAGAAGCUGAAGAUGACGACGACGAAGAGGAAAUAGAAGAAACGGAUGUUAUUGAAGAUGUUGACCUUCUAAAGGAACUUGCGAACGACGCAGAAUUGUCAGAAUUGGUUAACCAAGUAGGAUUAAAUAACAAGGCAAAAUGA
Messenger RNA from Naumovozyma dairenensis CBS 421, 2322 nucleotides. It is a transcript of the gene SPT10, whose product is annotated as Spt10p. The transcript has a single exon. The record is from RefSeq and is a predicted model, not a curated record. Lineage: Eukaryota; Fungi; Ascomycota; Saccharomycetes; Saccharomycetales; Saccharomycetaceae. Gene Ontology annotation, molecular function: acyltransferase activity, transferring groups other than amino-acyl groups. Bases 1 to 2322 code for a protein of 773 amino acids.